Molecule: messenger RNA, 1203 nt
Organism: Leptosia nina
Lineage: Eukaryota; Metazoa; Arthropoda; Insecta; Lepidoptera; Pieridae
Source: the annotation of a GenBank genome assembly
AUGGAAUUGAAAGUUUUGCUUAUUUUUGGAUUUAUUCCUUCUAUACUAUGCCAAUGUACCAUAGAGACCGCUACACCGCAAUUCAGCAGGGCGGUGUUCGACUUCACAGUCGAUCUUAUGACGAGGAUCGCCGAGGAGAAAGAAAACCAUUUCGUGGCGUCGACCCUCUCGCCGUGGGCUCUGUUGUCCUGCAUGUCACUGGGCGCGACGGACACCACCCUGGCCGAGCUGAGGGACGUCCUUCAGCUUCACGGGCACUCGUGUUUUAACAAUAAGUUCCUGGAGAUCGUGAAGACGAUUAACUCCGACGCUGACCCUGAUGUAGUCGUGGAAAGAAGCUCGAUCAUAUUCUCCGACAAAAAUCUACCCAUCAAAAACUCAUUCAGAAACACGCUGCAACGCAAAGGCGUGACGGAUUUUCAAGUGAUUUCCUUCGACAAUGCAGAUUUAGCAGCGCAGGUCGUUAACGACUACGUGAACCAAGCCACGCACCAGACAAUAGAGGAGAUGGUCACGCCCGCCGAUUUAGAUGGUAUUGUCUUAGUCAUGAUCGACGCGAUAUUCUUCAAAGGUACCUGGCAAACGCCUUUUGCUAGAGAAGAAACCGAGGUUAGCGCUUUUUAUAACGAAGCCGGGGUGCAAACUGGCGACGUCAACCUCAUGUUUUCUAUGGGUUCUUUCAAUUACAGGGAAGUCGACUUGAUUAGUGCUAGAGUAGUGGAACUACCCUAUGGCACCGACGGUAGAUACGUCGCCCUGUUCAUGUUACCUUACGACAACGUACCGCUAUACACAGUUAUAGAAAAGCUGAAAGAUAUUACCCUGACUACCAUAUACAAAUUGUUCGGUUCGGAAAAGGUGACGGUACAAGUUCAGAUACCGAAGUUCAAUAUGAGCUCGAAUUUGAAUAAUCUCAGGGAACUGCUGAUGGACAUGGGUCUAAGGACGAUGUUCGAUAGUUCGCAGGCGAGGUUUUCCAAGAUCUCUUCGUACGAAUUGUUCGUGUCCGACUUCAUCCAGAAGGCCUAUAUCGAGGUAAACGAAGAGGGAACUACCGCCAGCGCUGCGUCAGAAGCCUCCUUCGCGUCGAGAAGCCUACCGUAUAAGUUCACAGCCAACAAACCUUUUAUUUAUAUGAUUAUCGACAAACAACUCGAAAUACCUUUGUUUGUCGGCGCUUAUUCUAAGCCGAGUGUGUAUUAA